Messenger RNA from Thelazia callipaeda (thelaziosis nematode), 3609 nucleotides. The record is from the annotation of a GenBank genome assembly. NCBI's taxonomy places the organism in Eukaryota, Metazoa, Nematoda, Chromadorea, Rhabditida, Thelaziidae.
AUGUACCUGUAUAACUUGACAUUGCAAGGAUCAUCAGCGAUAAAUCAAGCAAUUCAUGGGUCAUUUUGUGGAUUUGCAAAGCAACAGGAAGUAUGCGUCGCACGUGGCAACCUUUUACAGUUAUUGUUCUGCGAUCCGAAGACUGGAAAAAUUCACAUUUUAUGUAGUCACAAUACUUUCGGGAUUAUAAGGUCGCUGCUGUCAUUUCGUCUAACUGGUGGAACAAAAGACUACAUUGUUGUUGGUUCCGAUGCUGGACGUAUUGUAAUUCUAGAAUAUAAUGCACAAAAAGUGUGUUUUGAAAGAGUCCAUCAAGAAACCUUUGGGAAAACUGGUUGUCGACGAAUUGUACCAGGGCAAUUUCUUGCUGUUGAUCCAAAAGGACGUGCGAUAUUAAUUGGUGCUGUGGAACGUCAAAAAUUGGUCUAUAUUAUGAAUCGAGAUGUGGCAGCCAACCUGACCAUCAGUUCGCCUCUAGAAGCACACAAAUCUCACUGUAUUUGUUAUAGUGUUGUCGGUGUAGAUGUGGGGUUUGAAAAUCCCACAUUCGCCUGUCUUGAAGUUGAUUAUGAAGAAGUUGACCAUGACUCAACUGGACAUUUUGCUGCAAAAAUCCCACAGACGCUAACUUUUUAUGAACUCGAUCUUGGUUUAAAUCACGUUGUACGAAAGUAUGCUGAGCCACUAGUUGACAAAGGAAAUAUCUUGAUUUCAGUCCCGGGUGGUCAAGAUGGACCUAGUGGUGUUAUUGUUUGUUGCGAGAAUUAUCUUGUAUACAAAAAUUUGGGUGACCAGCCCGAUAUCAGAUGUCCAAUACCAAGAAGAAGAAAUGAGUUAGAUGACUGUGAUCGCACUGUCAUCAUAGUUUGUGUAGCAACACACAAAACGAAAUUAAUGUACUUUUUUUUGGUGCAAACUGAUCAGGGUGAUAUUUUCAAGGUUACUUUGGAAAGUGAACACGAUAUUGUUACUGAGCUUAAAAUCAAGUAUUUCGACUCCGUACCAGUUUCAAAUGCUAUGUGCAUUCUGAAAACUGGAUUUCUGUUCACUGCAAGCGAAUUUGGAAAUCAUCAUUUAUAUCAAAUAGCACAUUUGGGAGAUGAGGAUGAUGAACCUGAAUUUUCAUCUCGAAUGCAACUUGAAGAAGGUGAAACUUUCUUCUUUGCUCCACGUGGUCUCACCAACUUAGCUAUCGUAGAUCAAAUGGAUAGCUUAUCACCAUUAAUUACUUCCUACAUUGAUGAUUUAGCUAAUGAAGACUCUCCACAAAUUUACGCUUUGAUUGGACGGAGCUCUUUUUCUGCUGUGAAAGUUUUGCGUAAUGGUUUGGAAGUGACAGAAAUGGCUCUUUCUGAAUUGCCUGGUAAUCCGAAUGCAGUUUGGACUGUAAAGCGAAACAUUGAUGAUAAAUUUGACUCUCAUAUUGUUGUAUCAUUUGUGAAUGCCACGCUGGUAUUGUCCAUUGGAGAAACUGUUGAAGAAGUGACGGAUUCAGGUUUCCUUGGUACAACACCAACACUAGGGUGUGCACUUAUAGGUGAUGAUGCCUUGUUGCAGGUGUAUCCGGACGGUAUUCGCCACAUUAGAUCUGAUCGUCGAGUGAAUGAAUGGAAAGCACCCGGUAAACGUACCAUUGUGAAAUGUGCUUUGAAUCGAAGGCAGGUGGCUAUUGCUUUGGCUGGUGGGGAACUCGUUUAUUUUGAACUAGAUGUGACUGGGCAACUUAAUGAAUAUACUGAAAGACGAGAACUUCCUGCUGAUGUUCUUUGUAUGAGUUUAAGUGAAAUCCCUGAAGGGGAAUUACGCUCACGUUUUUUAACUGUUGGUUUGGCUGACAAAACAGUUCGAAUCAUAUCUUUAGAUCCACAAGACUGCCUUUCACCUUUAAGUAUGCAAGCGUUGCCAUCAGAACCAGAAUCUAUUAUCGUACUGGAAAUGUUUGGUUCUGAAAUGUAUAGCGCAUCAACUGUGCACUUAAAUAUAGGUUUACAGAAUGGAUGUUUGCUACGAACUACCGUCGAUCAAGUCACUGGUGAACUUACUGAUAAUAGAACUCGAUAUUUAGGCACUAAAAGUGUGAAGUUGUUUCGGGUGAAAAUACAAAAUAAAGAUGCGAUUAUGGCUGCUUCAUCGCGGGCAUGGCUGUUGUAUGAUUACCAAAGUAGAUUUCAUCUUACUCCUUUAUCUUAUGCUGCUUUAGAAUAUGCAGCAGGUUUUUCAUCGGAACAAUGUCCUGAAGGAAUUGUUGCAAUUGCAGAGAAUACUUUGAGGAUUUUAUCACUCGAGAAACUUGGUGCCGUAUUUAAUCAAGUGGUAUACCCCUUAGACUACACACCGCGACGCAUGGUAGUACAUAAACCAUCUGGUAAUUUAAUCAUAAUCGAAAAUGACCAUGCUGCAUUCACAGUAAAAGGAAAAAUGGAACGUCGAAAACAACUAGCUGAUGUCGCAAAAGAAGCAGAAGAGGCUGACCAACAAGCAGUCAAAGAGAUGGCUGAGGCAAUAAGAACUGAAAAAGUCGAUGAAAGGAUAUAUGGCUCACCAAAAAAUCAAUCUGGGAAGUGGGCCUCAACAGUUCGGAUAAUGCGUAGCAGUGAUGGCGAAACACUUUCACAUUUUCCGUUUUCUGAAGAUGAAGCUGCUUUUUCGAUAGCGAUGGUACAAUUUCAGAAUCAAAGUGACAUGCAGUUUGUGCUGGUUGGAUGUGGUUGUGGGUUGCAGCUAAAACCGAGAAAGGCGAAUGGAGGAUGUAUUUAUACAUUUUUGCUAAGUGCUAAUGGUACAAGACUACAGUUGUUACACAGGACGCCUACAGAUGAGGUUGUGAAUGCGAUCCAUGAUUUCCGAGGAAUGGCUUUAGCUGGUGUGGGAAAAAAAGUACGACUGUACGAUCUAGGAAAGAGGAAAUUGCUCGCUAAAUGUGAAAAUAGGCAAAUACCUACUCAGGUUGUUGAUAUUCGAUCUAUGGGACAACGCAUAGUUGUGAGUGAUUCACAAGAAUCGGUACAUUUCAUGCGCUACAAAAAACAGGAUGGUCAGUUGUCAAUAUUUUGUGACGAGACAUCCCCACGUUAUGUUACUUGUGUAUGUUUAUUGGAUUAUGACACAGUUGCAGUCGGAGAUCGUUUUGGGAAUAUUGCUGUGUUACGAUUACCCAAGGGUGUUACUGAAGAAGUGCAAGAAGACCCAACUGGUGUGCGAGCGUUAUGGGAUAGAGGAAAUUUAAAUGGCGCUUCGCAAAAAUUGGAAGCCAUAGCCCACUUUUAUAUCGGCGAUACGAUCACAUCAAUGCAAAAAACAUCUCUUGUGCCUGGUGCUAAUGACUGUCUUACCUAUACGACUAUUUCUGGUUUUAUUGGUAUUUUAGUGCCGUUCAUGUCAAGAGAUGAGUUUGAAUUCUUUCAAAAUCUUGAAAUGCAUAUGAGAGUAGAGUACCCGCCGCUUUGUGGACGUGAUCAUCUCGCAUAUCGUUCUUAUUAUUUCCCUGUCAAGUCAGUUAUCGAUGGCGAUCUCUGUGAACAAUAUUCUUUAAUGCCAAUGGAGAAACAAAAAUCAGUCAGUGAGGAAUUAGGAAGAAAACCACCAGAGGUUGUUAUCAUUUAUUAUUAA